Molecule: messenger RNA, 1332 nt
Organism: Sphaeroforma arctica JP610
Lineage: Eukaryota; Ichthyosporea; Ichthyophonida
Product: 40S ribosomal protein S12
Exons: 2
Coding region: 92-526 (144 amino acids)
Biological process (GO): translation
Cellular component (GO): cytosolic small ribosomal subunit; ribosome
Molecular function (GO): structural constituent of ribosome
Source: RefSeq, a predicted model, not a curated record
CAGAACGCAGAUAUAUAACCAUGUCGCUGAAGCUUUAAUUAGGUCUUUAUAUCUAAGUAUAAUAUAACAUUAAGGAUUUCCCAGAAUAAAAAUGUCUGGAGAAGGAGAUGUCGAGAUGCCUGUGGCCGAGACCCAGGCCCCCGUCGUCGUCGAGACUGAGAAGAUGGAUGUAAUGACCGCUCUUCAAACCGUCUUGAAGAACGCUCUUAUCCACGAUGGGCUUGCCCGUGGCCUUCACGAGUGCGCCAAGGCUCUUGAUCGCCGUGAGGCCCAUCUUUGUGUUUUGGCCGAGUCCUGUGACGAGCCCGCCUAUAAGACUUUGGUGGAGGCACUUUGCGCUGAACACAAGAUCAAUCUCAUCAAGAUUGACGACAACAAGAAGCUCGGAGAGUGGGCUGGUCUCUGCAAGAUUGACCGUGAAGGUAAUGCUCGCAAGGUCGUUGGUGCCAGUUGCGUAGUUGUCAAAGACUACGGUGUCUCCUCCGAAGCCGUUGAUGUGCUUCAGGAGUACUUCAAGAACAACUAGGUUGUCGAUCACAUACCACUCCGCCUUUUCUCGGAACAUAUUCAGUUCUGAGUAACUACGAUUGUAUCGUGAAACGACUAUCUGGAUUUCAAUCGCCACGCAUUGGAAUGUGUUCAUGAUUUAUCUGUACUCUGCUGGAGCGCUUCGCAACAGUUUUUUUUAUAUUAUUGUAAACAAGCGAGUUUAUUUUAAGACAACGAUUAGUGAUCGAAGACUUGAUUAAAGUUGCAACAAUUUUGGUAUUUCUUGUUACGGUGUUAUGUAGUGGUUUUUCGAGUGCUUAUAUCACUAUGCAAUAGUGUGUGUAGAGUGCCAUUCCCUUCGAUGAAUGAAUACUCAAGAACAUAUUGCUACACUGACUUUGAUCUAGGCAGUUUAGCAAACAUACCGUUUUGGUGUGGAGGAUGUUAACAAUAAUCAAGAGCAAGACAUUAGUUGUUGAUUUUUAUCUUGUCGUGGUCGAGAAUGUAAUGUAUUAUGGAGAAUGUAUUGCAUUGUCAGUUCGAUUCUGGCUUUGAGCGGUAUUGUCCAUCUGCUAUCUCAACUAUACUGGCUAUGCAAUAGUGUGUGUAGAGUAUCAUCUUCUGUAGUAGAUAGAUAUUCAAGAACAUAUUGCUAAAGUGAUUUUUCUCUUGGGCAGUUUGAGGACAUGCCGUUUUGGUAUGGAGGAGACUAACAAUAAUCAAGAGGCGUACAUUUAAUAUUAUGCUCAAAUGGGUGUUCAUGUAUGCUUAGUACUGCCAGUUAGGGAAUUUUAUUGAUGCACAGUAAAUCUGGAAUAAAAGCUCUUCAUUGAUUGAUUUGAG